AGUGUGCCAUGGUCACAUCACACAGCAUAUGUCAGAAACAUAACCUUAUAGAUAAGUUAUUCAUAUCGUUAAUUACUACACUUUAGAUGGUUAAAUGUUUAAUAUUUAUAACAUACAUUUAUGUUCAUACUUAAAUGAAAUACAAUUAAAUUGGAAUACUAUUUUGGAGCAGGAUGGCACUUAAAACACCAACAAUUUUAUAUGGGUUUUGGCUAUCAUCGUGCACUUGGCGGGUUCGUGCUGCUCUGCAUCUGAAAAAAAUACCAUAUGAGGAGCGCUCUGUGGACAUCGUGAAGCAACAAGCACAAUUAUCGGAUCAAUUUCGUGCCAUCAACCCGUCUCAGAAGGUCCCUGCAUUGAUUAUCGAUGAUACUACAAUCGUGGAGUCAAUGGCCAUAAUUAAUUAUCUAGAAGAUACUCGACCUAUACCAACUUUGACGCCGCCUACUCCGUUAUUGAAGGCCCGCAUGCAAGAAAUUUGCGAGACCGUGGUUUCCGGCAUUCAACCUCUCCAAAAUAUCGGUUUAAAAAGCUAUUUUGAUACGGAAGAUAAAUGCAAAGCGUUUACUAAGCACUGGACGAAACGCGGUCUUCAGAGCCUGGAAAAACUUCUCCAAAAUUCUGCGGGCAGCUUUUGCAUUGGCGACCAACUGACUAAGGCUGAUCUAUGCCUGGUACCGCAAGUCUUUAAUGCUGUCACCAGACACGAGUUAGAUCUUGGCGAAUAUCGGAUACUUUCUAAAUUAUAUGAAAAACUAUUAAAAGAAGAAACUUUCGCGGAAACGCACCCGAACAAAGUCAGGGGCCGAAAAUAAAUAGUUAAUAAAGUUUUUGAUUGA
This is a messenger RNA of Zerene cesonia (dogface butterfly), 839 nucleotides long. RefSeq names its product probable maleylacetoacetate isomerase 1 (gene GSTz2). The transcript is spliced from 5 exons. Gene Ontology annotation, cellular component: cytoplasm. The record is from RefSeq and is a predicted model, not a curated record. Lineage: Eukaryota; Metazoa; Arthropoda; Insecta; Lepidoptera; Pieridae. Gene Ontology annotation, molecular function: glutathione transferase activity; maleylacetoacetate isomerase activity. Gene Ontology annotation, biological process: glutathione metabolic process; L-phenylalanine catabolic process. The coding region runs from base 174 to 815 and encodes 213 amino acids.